AUGGCCAACCAGCAAUUCCAACCCUCAUUUGCCGAUACAACCGACUUCGAAAAUGCGAAGCGGGGGUUCAUUGAUGCCCUCGACCCAUGCAUUAUUCGCACUGCCGACGGUCGAAUCGUGUGGAAUAAUGAUGAAUACAACUUCCUCGCUGGCGAAUGUCCCCCAACCGCCAACCCAAAACUCUGGCGACAGGGUCAAUUGCUCAGUAUUCAAGGGCUAUUCAAGUUGACCGAAGGAGUCUACCAAGUUCGUGGACUGGACCUUUCCAACAUGACGAUCGUUGAGGGGAAGGAAGGUGUCAUUGUGAUCGAUCCACUCACUUCGGUGGAAACGGCUGCAGCAGCACUGGCGUUGUACCGCAAGCAUCGCGGCGAUCGCAAGGUGACUGCGGUCAUCUAUUCCCACUCGCAUAUUGAUCACUUCGGCGGUGCUCAGGGAAUUCUCCCGGUCGCGAAAUCGCACUCUAUCCCGCUGAUAGCUCCCGAGGGCUUCAUGGAAGAGGCAACUAGUGAAAAUCUGUACCUUGGCAAUGCCAUGCGUCGACGUGCGGCAUACAUGUAUGGCAAUCGAAUUCCUAAGGGCCCUGCAGGGCAAAUUGGCUGUGGACUUGGAAUGUGUGUUCCAAGCGGUGUCAAUUCGCUCGUCCCGCCGAACAUGAUCAUCCAUCAAACUGGCGAAGAACGUGUUGUUGAUGGUGUACGAAUUAUAUUCCAACUUGUUCCAGAGUCGGAGGCUCCUUCAGAGAUGAACUUUUACUUCCCCGACCACCGAGCUCUAUAUAUCGCCGAGUGUGCGGUGCACUCUCUCCACAACAUCAUUACCCUGCGUGGGGCUCAAGUCCGGGACGCAAAGGCUUGGUCUCAGUAUCUAGAUGAAUCUCUAGCUCUAUUCGGAGAGAAGUCAGAAGUCAUGUUGGCCGGUCAUGCCUGGCCUACUUGGGGCCAAAUCGAGAUUAAGAAGUUCAUUGGAGACCAGCGAGACCUCUAUGCCUAUAUCCACGAUCAAACGGUUCGCCUCAUGAACCACGGCAUGACAGGCAUCGAAAUUGCGGAGCACUUGAGUCUGCCGCCUUCCCUGCAGAAGUCCUGGUUUGCACAGGGAUUCUACGGAUCCGUCAGCCAUAACGUUAAAGGCAUUUAUCAGCGAUAUAUGGGCUGGUUCGACGGAAACCCAGCUCAUCUCUGGGAACAUCCGCCAAAGCAAAGUGCCAAAAGAUAUGUCGAGUGCAUGGGCGGAAUUGACGAGGUUGUCCGGAAAGCAGAAGGCUUUGCUAAAGAGGGUGACUUACGAUUCGCGGUGACUUUGCUCGAUCAUGCCGUCACGUUCGACCCAUCACAUACUGGCGCGAAGAAAGCAUUAGCAUCUGUAUUCACGAAGCUCGGCCAUGGCUCGGAGAAUGGCACUUGGCGCAACUUCUAUCUCACGGGUGCUCUGGCCUUGCUCGCGGGUAACCGACCUGAUCCUCGACAGAGCUUGAGUGUAGGGCUGAGACCAGAACAAUCUGUUGAGCAAUGGCUCACUUUGUUGGCAAUUCGCCUGGAUGGCAUUAAGGCUGCUGAAGCAUACUUUUCCAUUGAUUUCCAUCUGACAGACGAGAAGCGAUGGUGGCGAGUCAAUCUUAGCAAUGGGGCCUUGACCUACAGAAAUGCCACCAGCAAGGAUGACUUCUACGGCGAUGCGAAACUGACUUUGAAUUUGACAAAGUCUGAGCUGUUGCGGGUCCUAAAUGGAGGAAAUAUUGAGAGGAUUUCGUACAAGGGGGAUGGGAACUUGAUUAAGAUGCUUCUGUCCUUGAUGGAGAUCGCUGAGAAGCCCGGGCAGACGCGUUUGUAG
Penicillium daleae is the source of this 1833-nucleotide messenger RNA. RefSeq names its product alkyl/aryl-sulfatase. Gene Ontology annotation, molecular function: linear primary-alkylsulfatase activity; protein dimerization activity. The record is from RefSeq and is a predicted model, not a curated record. NCBI's taxonomy places the organism in Eukaryota, Fungi, Ascomycota, Eurotiomycetes, Eurotiales, Aspergillaceae. Gene Ontology annotation, biological process: dodecyl sulfate metabolic process. The transcript has a single exon. The coding region runs from base 1 to 1833 and encodes 610 amino acids.